CCCAUUUUAAAGCUUUCCCCGCUGAAAUCAAAUGAGGCAGAUUUGACAAUAUUAUUUGGUGAUGGCAAAACGUCAUAAUAUUCCACUGAAGCUAAUUGCAAAUGUCAACCCAAACCUGAUCAACUGGAAAAUAAAAGCCAAAGUUAUCUUCAACAAUGAAAGGGAAAAGGUGAAACCUAUCAGCACUGGAAAAAUAUGCAGGGUUACAUUGGAGGAUGAGUCAGGACAGAUGGCUGGAAUAUCCUAUGGCGAUAUUGCAGAAUGCAUUGCUUUAAAUCUGACAAAUAAUGGGGAAUAUAUCAUAACAGGAGCAAACAUUCGAAAAGCCCACUCUUCAAACAAUGUCGGUCAUAAAUACGAGCUUCACUUCAUCCAGAACAGAACUGAAUUUGAAGAAGUAUGUAGUGGAAAACUCUUCCGGCUUGAUGAUGAAGCAAUUAGUCGUUGCAAGAGGGAAGACUGUAAAUCUGGAAAAAGCAGUGCUGAAGGUGGAAGUGGAGGCAUUAAUUUUAAACCCACACAACUGGCAGAGGUUGUUGCAUCUAAGGAUUUACUGGAUUCAAAAAAAUUUGAUAUUUUAGCCAUUCUGCAAAAGACCGAAAAAUGUGAGCCAAUGUACGCCAAUGUUAACACUCAAAUCAUCGAGAAGAGCAACAAAUUUUACAGAAAGAAGGUGACGAUACUGGAUGAGACAGAAGAGGUUAUCUUGAGUCUGGCUUCUGAAAAGAAGCAAAAUACUUUCUGGAUGAGACUGAGACAGUCGGCUGAGUGA
This is a messenger RNA of Saccostrea cuccullata (small rock oyster), 772 nucleotides long. RefSeq lists its product as uncharacterized. The record is from RefSeq and is a predicted model, not a curated record. Lineage: Eukaryota; Metazoa; Mollusca; Bivalvia; Ostreida; Ostreidae. The transcript is spliced from 5 exons. Bases 62 to 772 code for a protein of 236 amino acids.